GAAUUGCAAAUGUGUGUGUGUGUGUUGUGCUUGUGUGCACGCAUGUGGGAAAAUUGUUUCUUCAAAAAUAUAAACCCGCUAACCCUAUGGACGUGAGAUGCCUUCGCUUUCGGGUUGCGUUAGGUUAGGUCCGGCAGUGGCAAUGGCAAAGCGUGAAUGUUUACUCAACCUCCGCCAGGCGGUGACAACAAUUCCCCAGCUUGUGUGUGUGUGUGUUUGUGUGUGUGACGAGUGAAAUGAUGUGUUGAAAGGACCCGUGACGUGAAGAGAAAAUCCCACCCAAACUCCCCACCGCUGCUAAUGAAAACACAAGCGCGCGCGCGGCAGGGACAUUUAGGGGCCCGAAGCGUUGAUGAAACUGUUUACCUAAGCGCACUAAUCAUCUCCCACGACGGCAAGCGAUGAUGUGCCCGGCGAAGCCGGCAAAGUUCCAUGCUGAUUGGUUAUUAAAUAAUUUCUUCGCUAAUCAUGACCUCCGACAUACACCACAAAACCCCCGAACCGCUCGGUCGAUUAGCUCGCUUUCCUAUCGCAUUCGUACGCAUUUCAAUCGGAACACGGCUUUGACAACGGUUUGACAGCCGUGGCUUACUUGGAUGGCAGUAGAUUAUUUCCGCAAGAUUUGAGAUCUCAGCAAAUGUCAGCAGCCAAACGAUGAAGCGUUCUGGGACGAAGAUGCUUUCUACCCGCCUUUGGGAGUACCGUGUCCGUCUAUCAAUCUUCGUUAGCAUUCAUUAGUUAGCAGGGGACGGUAAGCGCUCCCUCCCCCCCCUUGGGACGGUUCUGGGUGGGCGUUUAAUUUAUCAUCGGGAAUUUAUGAUUACGCGUUCAGCGCCAGCCUUUUUAUUGGGGCGUGCGUUUUAUGCGUUGUUUUGCUUUCCUAGGGUGCUUGGCAAUCGCAGACGGCGUGGUAUUUCUGUUCUCGAUACAGACCUUCCUCAAUCCGGGAUUCUGAGGCCACUCAAGCGUCUGCACACUUGACUUGAUCUGGGGAAAAGGGGAGCCGGAUGGAGAGCUAUUUUUGAAACCACCACCACAGUUUAAUUGAACGUUAAUGAACAAAGCUUUAGGAGCGAAAACAUUCCCUCCCAGCUCCCGUGCCGGCGUGUUGUAUUAACCGUAACCACUUCAAACGCGGCAAGGGAUCCGGGAGAAUUGCUCCCCAUUAUAAUUUGCAACUUAAUUUGACUACCGCUCCCGUCCUACUGCACCGAGCACAUUCCGCUCCAGGGAGAGCAGAAAGGAUAUUGUCCUUUUAAGGCAAAUUUCGCCUCAAACACUCCGUGCUAAAAACUUUCCCACCCAUCUCGGGGCUUAAGAAGCUGCUGCAACAUUCGCCUUGGGCUUAAGCUUGGGGCUUCUACUUGGCGCUGUGAGUGUAUUCCCCACUCCACUUCCUUCUUAAUACUCAUCUAAGUGCUCCCAUCUUCUUACGGGAGGGCAAUGUCGUUUUACCACCACACUUACCCAUCCAGGCUUAUCAGCCCGUAUCCAUCCCCGAGAUUGCGAGUCGUUCUCCCAACGGGGAUCACACGCUGGAACCUUCGCACGCGGGGAAUUUCACUUUACUUCCAACUGUCAAUUUAACAUCCCGCAUGUAUGUGUGUGCAUGCUGUGCGAUGGAGCGAUGCGCAACGCGUCUUCGAUACGUGAGCCAAUUUUUUGGCGGCUCCUCUUUCCGUGUCGCUUUCCGUCGUCGGAAAAGCUUCCCUCUUCGCGUAAGUGAAAAAGGUCGAAAGAAGUCGCGCAUGGUGGUGGUGGCUACCCUCCAGGGACGCACAGGAGACAUCGCACACAAAAUCGGAUGAAAUUACACCGUCCUUAGUCCUGUGUCUUGGCAUACAAAAAGCGUGUUGCAGGGAAACAGUCUCCAAGGACACUAAAUGAAGAAAAAAAACGCAACUAAACGAACAAUUUGUACUUACGAACCAGAGGCAAGAUUAGCUGUGUGUGUCAGUAAAUGUGAUCCUCCAAUAAUGCAGGGGGAUUUUUGUAUCGGUUUCGGUGUAUGUUUUUAGCGUCCCUCGUCCUUGCGUGUGACGAUCCCUUCCCUUCACGGGUGCAUCCGCAAGUGCAUUGUAAUCGCAUUGUAAUGCUACCUACCCCACACCCAGUAAUGUGCAGUGAUUGUGGCGGCUGGUGACGUGCUUCGAUGACGGUGAACGAUAACGGUGUGCCAAAGAGCGAUGUGUAAAGCGAUCCCGUCGCACAAGUGAGAUUGAUAACGGCAUCAUUCAUACAGGAGGGCCGUCCGGAGGGCGAAGACGUACCUAGCCUGCAGCGUCACCACUGACGUAAAGCCAGUGGGUAGGAGCAACCCGUGCGCAGAGGGCAAACGCACCACCGGCGAGGCGAGGGAGCGUCCACUAGUACGUGACGACCGUCGGCGGUCGCGUCGGAUGCGUCCGGACGCUACCGGUGCCACGGUGCGACUAUGUACGGGCUGCUGCUCGAGAACCUGUCCGAAUACGUGAAGGCCGUCUACGGGGAGGACAAGUGGGAUGACAUCCGCCGGCAGACGGGCAUCUCGUCGCCCUCGUUCAGCGUCCACGAUGACUACGACGAGAAUCUGCUCAACGUGCUGGCGACGAAAGCGCAAGAAAUUCUCGGUAUAUCGGAGCGUGACUUCAUGGACCAGAUGGGCGUGUACUUCGUCAACUUUGUCAGCCAGUACGGGUACGAUCGGGUGCUGUCCGUGCUGGGCCGCCACAUGCGCGACUUUCUGAAUGGGCUGGAUAAUUUGCACGAGUAUCUGAAGUUCUCCUACCCGUUGAUGCGUGCGCCCAGCUUCAUCUGCGAGAAUGAGACGCGCCACGGCCUGACGCUCCACUAUCGGACCAAGCGCAAGGGCUUCGUUUACUACACAAUGGGCCAAAUUAGGGAGGUGGCGCGCCACUUCUACCAUAAAGAUAUGCAAAUCGAGCUGGUCAAAUCGGACCUGCUGGGCGAAACGAAUCACUACACGUUUCAGCUGACGUUCGACAACCGGGCCUUCUCGCUGGCCACCCUGGCGAUGACGCGCGAAGAGAAGCACCUGCCCAUUAGCGCCUCGGUACUGUUCGAGAUAUUCCCCUUCUGCAUCGUGUUCGGGUCAGAUAUGGUGGUCCGCAGUAUAGGCAACUCGCUCAUGGUAAUCCUGCCCGAUUUGCUGUCGAAGAAGAUCACCGAUUGGUUCGAGCUGCGUCGGCCGCUGAUAGCAUUUAAGUUCCAAACGAUACUCAACCGCACCAACAACAUCUUCGAGCUGGUUACGGUACAGUCGGUGAAGAAGCGCCCCGAAAACCAGCGCAAAACCGAGCUCGUCCUGUCGGAGGAGGAAGAGGAGGAGGAGGUGGAGCGGCGCCUGCGGCUCAAGGGCCAGAUGAUCUACAUGGAGAACUGGUACAUGAUCAUGUUCCUCGGUACGCCCGUCAUGCCCAAGCUGACCUCGCUCAUCAGCACCGGGCUGUACAUCAACGAUCUGUCAAUGCACGACUUUAGCCGUGAUCUCAUGCUUGCCGGUACGCAGCAAUCAGUCGAGCUCAAGCUGGCCCUCGACCAGGAGCAGCAAAAGUCGAAAAAGCUGGAAGAAUCGAUGCGCAAGCUGGACGAGGAGAUGCGCCGCACGGAUGAGCUGCUCUACCAGAUGAUCCCGAAGCAGGUGGCGGACCGGUUGCGGCGGGGCGAGAACCCGAUCGACACCUGCGAGAUGUUCAACAGCGUCUCGAUCCUGUUCUCCGAUGUGGUCACGUUCACCGAGAUCUGUUCCCGCAUCACGCCGAUGGAGGUGGUCUCGAUGCUGAACGCGAUGUACUCGAUCUUCGACACGCUGACCGAGCGGAACAACGUCUACAAGGUUGAAACGAUCGGCGACGCGUACAUGGUCGUGUCGGGCGCUCCCGCCAAGGAGCAGAACCACGCCGAAAAAGUCUGUGAUAUGGCCUUGGAUAUGAUCGAGGCAAUAACGGAUUUGAAGGAUCCUUCCACAGGAACUCAUCUUCGUAUACGGGUCGGUGUCCACUCGGGCGCCGUGGUGGCCGGUAUCGUCGGGCUGAAGAUGCCCCGGUACUGCCUGUUCGGCGACUCCGUCAACACGGCCUCCCGCAUGGAGUCCACCAGCCAGGCGAUGCGAAUACACAUAUCGGAGUCGACCAAGCAUCUGCUGUCGGCGAACUAUCGCGUCAGCGAGCGGGGCGAGAUCGACGUCAAGGGCAAGGGCACGAUGAAGACGUACUGGCUGGACUAUCGCGAGAACCGGCCCCCGCUGCAGCUGCUGGACGAGGAAAUUAAAACGCCCGCGAUCGAGUACGACCCGGGCAAGGAUCGGCGGGUCAGCAUUCCGUCCUGCAUGUUCUCGCAGCCGGCCCACAAACAGUCGCUCGGCGGACUCAGCUCGGCCGGGCUCGAGGAUCGGCGCGUCUACUCGCCGGUCACGUUCGAGGAUGUGGCGCGGCGCAGCAUCGCCAACUCGCCGGUCAAGCUACACGCGUUCGGGCCGCGCGGUCGCGAGAAUCGAUCCAACUCGACCGGGCACGCGUUCAUGCACAGCGUGUCGGACGUGUUCGGCUCGCUAGUGAACGAUACGGAGGAGUUCCUGGAGGAUCUGCAGCACCGCAACUCGAUCAGCAACACGCUGUACUCGGCCUCCACGCCGUCGCCCUGUCCGUUCAGCCCGCCGGCACAGUUUCGCACGAAAUCAAAGUCCUGCUACCAGGCGCAGUUCAUGGAUAAGGAUCACGAGCUGCUGUCCGGAGCAAGCAAAUCGUUGCUGCAGGAAGUACCGAAAAAGCCCAAGGGCAUCCUGGCGAAAGCGCAAACCGUCGAGCACGGACCGGCCGCCCCGUGCGAGCACAAAGCGAAGGCCCGCAAAGCCAAGCUGGACGCGGUGAAGCAGCAGCAAACGAAGGCACUGGAAAAGCUCGACCAGAUGGUGCAGGAAAUCUACGACGCGGACCUGCCCGGCAUGUGCUUCGUCAAUCCGCCCGGUUCACGGUCGGACGGCAACAUCUGCCAGUCGAACAGUUGCACCCUCGGUAGCAGUAGGUCCGUAGUGGACGCGAGCACUAGCGACACCGCUUCCACCACCACCACCGCCUGUAACGCACUCUAUACACUUAACCUUUACUUUCCCGUUUCAUGUUCACCCGGGUGUGCUUGCGGGCUUGUGCCCGACCACUGCAGCCGACCGCAGGCCGUCCCUUCGUCCCAUUUGGGCGCAGGGCAACCGGGCCCGUCCGGCAGUGGUUUGCCGGGGGCGGCGGGUGCCGGCCCUGGUCCUGGUGCACCCGUCUGCGAGCUGCAUGCCCAUCUGGCCCCGCGGCACUGUCACGGUUGCGAGCCGGUUGCCGGCAAGGUACCGCAGAGCAUGAGCUUUCAACACCCGAAAGAGCACAAGUGCUGCCCGGCGGCAGCGGCCACAGCGUACGCCACCCACGGUCAGAACGGACGACACAAAGUGCACUCGAACGCUUGUCACAUUCUCUAGGAAUGUCCCCUGCCCCGGUAGUGGACCCGUUGUAGUGGGUUUGCUGUAGUAGCGCACGUACACAUCCCUAGAGUUGCAUCAUAGGUGUUCGGUGCAAUACUGCGACGAAAGCUUUAACCGAACCCAAAACCGGUCAAGUAAGAUGUUUCUAUUUGUCUUUAACUGUUUUUUUACGUUUUUUCUAGACAAAUGUCCGAAAGGUUUGUACGGGCACGGUCUAGCUGCACGUACCUUGCAUGUUGUGCAUACUUAAAGUGUUUAAACUCGCGCAACUUAAACCCGGCGGGCUAAUAUUAUGUGUACACGGGAGGGAAUCAGUAGCUUAAGCGGAUCGUUGUUCUAGUGAUAUUGUGUCCACAAGGCGCACUGAUAGCAAAUGAAAGAAAAAAGGAGGAGUUAAUUUAUUAUCUGAAUGUCCUUAUUUUCGCAAAGGAACCCGUCACAGCUCACAUGCAGUACUUAAGAAGAUUAGUUAUACAAGCAAAUGUCAACAAACAAUGGCACACAGUACUCACACUCUGAGUGAUUUGUUUUACUCGCUAGUCGCUAGUUUAUUGCUACCAAAAGUGGCGUGAUGUUGACUCCUACCUGUUAGUAGAUUUACACUUUCUAGGAAGCAAAACCAACCAACAAUGUACGACUUCAACGACACGGAAUUGGGUAUUUACAUUCGUUGUACAGUGCAGAAGUUUAGGGCCCAAGUGUAGCCAAUGUCGAUGUGAAGGUGUGUAUUUAUGUCCGUGUCUGUUUGUGUGUGUGUGUGUGUGUAUCUUGUCACGAGGAAGUUACUUAAUCAGGUUCAAUUGACAAUAAGCAGAUAUAUCUCAGAUGUCCCACCCACACCCCUCCCGGCGAAUGUUCCCCACGCAGUACAACUAAUAAAGCAGACAGAGACAGUCAAACGAGAA
Messenger RNA from Anopheles gambiae (African malaria mosquito), 6372 nucleotides. RefSeq names its product soluble guanylate cyclase 88E (gene Gyc88E). Gene Ontology annotation, molecular function: oxygen sensor activity; heme binding; guanylate cyclase activity. The coding region runs from base 2435 to 5464 and encodes 1009 amino acids. Gene Ontology annotation, cellular component: guanylate cyclase complex, soluble. The transcript has 11 exons. The record is from RefSeq and is a predicted model, not a curated record. Lineage: Eukaryota; Metazoa; Arthropoda; Insecta; Diptera; Culicidae. Gene Ontology annotation, biological process: nitric oxide-cGMP-mediated signaling; response to oxygen levels; cGMP biosynthetic process.